AUGAAGACGCCCGGAGACGCCUCAGCGGGCUGCGCUAACGCAGAACACCGACCUCGCAGCCUCGGUAUCAAACUUGCGCCCAUUUUCCUACGCGCCUCGGGUAAAGUGAGAGGCGAAGAAAGGCUCGAUCGAUUCGUGGGGAAGAGGACGUCGGUGCGAGAUUCGUGCACCGGUCCCAGCGGACAUGGCUCGCCAGAGGGGGGAGGUGGACACGGGUUAUAUCCGGCUGUAUUCAGUGUGACGGAGAGAAGGAGGUUAAAUCACUCCACCUCGGACGGUCUGCGAGAGAUCAGCGAGUCUAACCCAGCGUUUCCAGUCAAAGGGGUCUUUCCAGUGUUGCUGAAGAAAUGCCAUGUGACGUCCGCAGAAGGGGAAACCUCACAUCCCAGCUCCCAGCAGCUAGCGUACGACCGCUCAGCAACGAAAAGGAAGGAGCCAAGUGACAGAGAUGAGUUCGACGAAGCGUCUAAGAGACGGAGACCCGGCUCAGCUUCGGAGGACAUCUGCGAUCAAGUCCAUCGUCAACGAUUUGGGCAAAGUGCACCAAGCUGUACUGCGGUCCAGGCUAAAGAGAGACACGGGAGAAGCAGGCUGAGCCGCUCUCACAGACUGAGGCAAACACAGGGGAAGGGAGGCUUGGGAAGCCGCCGUGACUGGAGAUGUGCACCGACUGCUCAUGCAGAACCUCAUGAGACUCACCCCCUCGCGUCUUCUUGCAGUCCUCACACAGAUCGAGACAGCGAGGAUGUCCUAUGGACAGACAAGUACGGUCCUCAGCAUUCAAGCGAGGUCAUCGGUAACUCUGCUUCAGUGAAUAAACUCCACAGUUGGUUGAAGAAAUGGAAACUGAAAGCUGACAGCAGUGAGAUGAGAAAACAGCUGGAAAGGACGCAUGAAGAAAACAGCAAUGACUCGUGGGACUGUGGGGACUUCCAGGGGGAGACUGGCUUGGUGGAGGAGAGAGGGGAGCGUCACUGUAAUACCAUGCUGCUCACAGGCCCUCCGGGGGUCGGCAAGACGGCCUCGGUGUACGCCUGUGCACAGGAGCUGGGUUUCAAGGUGUUUGAGGUGAACUGCUCCUCCCAGCGCAGCGGCCGUAAUGUUCUGUCCCAGCUGAGGGAGGCUACCCAGUCCCACCUGGUGGGGGCUUCUGAUAAAGACCCCCUCAGACCGGCCUACUUCAAACACUUCAAAGCCAACGGCUGCACGGCUAAAUUGGACCCGCUACCCAGAAAAUCUACCUCUUCCACAAAUACACUCCCCACCUCAAAAAAAAGACCAGCGCAGAAACUUGGCCGUCCACAACACAAAAGAAAGCCAAGUCCAGCAACUGUUACUUUGGCAAACUUCUUCAAGACAAAGGCCAAAGCAGACCUCUUCCUGUUUGGUGGCCUCUCAUCUAAACAUCCAGUGAGCAAGAAGCUGCACAACCCGUCACCUGGCAGCACAGAUGAGGCAGUGUCUCGGAGCAAAACCACAGCCAUGUCACUCAUUCUCUUUGAGGAGGUCGACGUCGUAUUUGAUGAUGAUGUAGGAUUCUUCACAGCCAUCAAGACUUUCAUGAAAACUACAAAGAGGCCUGUCAUUCUAACCACCAACGAUCCUUUCUUCAGAGAGCGGUUUGACAGCAGCUUGGAUGAAAUCAUUUUCAAAACGCCACCAGUGGCAAAUGUCUGCAGUUACCUGCAGUUGGUUUGUUUGGCUGAAGACGUGAGGAUGGAGUUGGCUGACAUUACCGGCCUCCUGAGGUUGUCCAAAGGAGACAUCAGACGCUCUCUACUUCAGCUCCAGCUCUGGGUGCACAGCGGUGGGGGACAGAUGUUUCAGAAGAGAGUCUUACCCACCAAACUUGCUGCUGUGCACCGCUCCAGUGAUGAUGAAUUGGGAGUCUAUUCAGACUCCCAUCUUCCUCCCUGCAGUGCUGGCUGCACUGCCUGCAUGUUGGGUCUCAACACUGUGACCCACCAGCGCCUUUUAAAUCUGCUAAAGUCUUGGACUGUAUCAGACAUGAACGAGUUUCUGAAAAUCCUAGCGGAGAGCUGGAGAAGAGGUGCACCUCUGCUGUAUUCCAACCUGGAGCUCCUUCUCAAUGUAUCAGUUGGUACCUGUGGAGAGUCGGCCAACAACCCAGAUGAAGGGCCUCCUUUUGUGCUACACGGUAAACCAGUACCCCGCGAGAUCAAGCCUCAAAUCCAAGAUGCAGCAACAAAAAUCAACAAAUCUGCAGGGAACUCCAGGCUGAGCAGAAGGAAGUAUACGUCAAUGGUGCUUGACACCAAAUCUUCCCCUAAUGUUAUACUCAAACCAGACAACACCUCAUUGAAGGCGACCCCUUUGAGAACCCCCAGUUCAAAUGACAACACUGAGCAAAAUGCAAACAAACUGGCAACUCGGUGUUUGUAUGCCUUAACUGAUAUCGUCGACCUGAUGUCAUACCUCGAUGCAACAGCGCCAACUCCAGAACCACAUGUAUCUGGCCCGUGUAGAUCAGAGGAGAUUGUCUGGACUGGAGCAGAGAUCAAAGAUGGCUUCCUGGAUGAGAUGAGCAAGGGGGAGGAGGAAAGGAGGUGUAGGCAAGAAGGGCUUUUGGAGGUCCAGGCAACUGUUGAGGGCUUUGGAUUUCGCCAGUGCUGGAGGAGAGUGUCUGAGGUGUGGACCGAAGCUGAGCGAUACAGACAGGAAUUAGAGGAGGAAAAGUGGGAACGGCUUGUGGAAAGAUUGACUUUUCCAGUCUCCUCCCCAGGAAAGAGUUUCAACUUUAGUUUUCAGCCCCCGUGUAAGCCAAGUGUGGUCCAGAGGAGGUAUGAGCUGAGCAUGAAGGCCCUCCAAAGCAGGUCCUUCAGCAUGUUUGGGAACAGGCGAGCCGUCUGUGUCGACUACAUGCCCACGCUUCGCUCCAUCUGCCGCUGUGAGAAGACACGGCAGCAGGGAGCGCCGACAGCCAGGUCUUCCAGUUACCCCAGUAUUCACCUGGGCCUCUCAAAGUCAACUGUUCAGCUCCUAGCAGAAGAUUUCCCAUAGAUGUCGCUCGACGGGAGAUAGAACCCAUUGUACACAACCGCCUCCGUUCUCUUCGACUUG
Messenger RNA from Lampris incognitus (smalleye Pacific opah), 3081 nucleotides. It is a transcript of the gene atad5b, whose product is annotated as ATPase family AAA domain containing 5b. The transcript is spliced from 14 exons. The record is from RefSeq and is a predicted model, not a curated record. Gene Ontology annotation, molecular function: ATP hydrolysis activity; ATP binding; DNA binding. Lineage: Eukaryota; Metazoa; Chordata; Actinopteri; Lampriformes; Lampridae. Gene Ontology annotation, cellular component: nucleus. The coding region runs from base 1 to 3021 and encodes 1006 amino acids.